GUUGCCACACCACCAACUCCAGCGGUGGUAUUAUUUAGUGAUUUUUCGUUUACAGCAGCUGACAGCGGACCGCGGCUCUCUAUUUACAGUUGUUUCCCAUUUUAUUGUCAAAUUAAACAAGAAAAUACACAAAAAAGAUAAGCAACAAGAUGGAGGACACUUUGGAUGGGGAUGCUGGCCUCCGCAAGGAUCUCAUAUUGGAUCGCAUCAACAAGCGCGACAAGGACAGGAAAAACUAUUUGGAUAUAAAGUUGGAGCAGCGCUCCAAAGAGACGGUGCAGAACGAGGGCGUGGACUAUUUUGCGCAGACAUUUGGCAAGCGGGCCUACGACAUUGAGAAGAGCAUCCUGAUGCUGGACAUGAACAGUGGGGAUGCACCGCUGCCCGAUCUCAGCAAGCGGCUGCCCGAGAUCACUGUCCAGAUACAGGAACUGCAGCGUUAUCUAACCGCUUCGACGAUGUUUCUCUCCGAUUUCAAAAUCAAAUCUUGUCAGAAUAUGCUAAACGCAUUGACCAGCAGCAACGAUGAGGCCCGUCAGCGGUUGAUGCCCAAAAAAAAGUUCGGUUUCAGCGGCAAGAAGACGGCGCUCAAGCAAAAGCCGCUAACGGGCGUCGCCGAUGGUCAGCCACAGGACAAGAAGACACCAAAGAAGGAGCAGAGCAACAGCAACUUCACCUGGACCAUUGCCAAUCAGCGGAAUGCUCACAUUGUGCUCCGCGGCGAUGAAGUCAAUGGCCAGGAUAUCACCAUUUCCAACUUAAGUCAGUGUCUGGUGGAGCUGCAGGGCCAUCCCGGCUCUGUGCAGAUAUCCAAGGCCAUGCAGUGCACCCUGCUGUGCGGGCCGGUGGCGCGUUCCUUCAUGGCCGAGCAACUGGAUCGCUGCACCAUGGCCAUUGCCUGUCAGCAGCUGCGCCUGCAUUCCUCCCAUUCCACGCGCAUCUAUCUGCAUGUCACCUGUCGCGCCAUCAUCGAGGAUUGCAAGAAAAUCGAGAUUGGGGAGUUCAACUACGACUAUCCGGAGCUUGAGGCCGACUACGCUGCCUCUGGACUGAACAAGGCCCAGAACAACUACACGGAUGUGGCGGACUUCAAUUGGCUAUCGCCAGAUGUGCAUUCGCCCAACUGGAGCCUGCUCAAGGAUCAUCCGGCACCCAAUUGGAAUGCCCUGCGUCGAGAUUUUCUCAGUAAUAAUAAUGAUAAUGAUAAGGAAGAGGACGAUGAAGAUGACGAGGAGGAGGAGCAGGACGAGAUCAUAUAGUGGCGGCGUCGGCGGCUGCUCUUGACCGUCAUGGGCUAUGCCUGGCUGCUGCUGGGCUGGCUGUUGCUCGAGAUGCUGCUGCCGAUGCCGCUGGUGCCGCCGACUGGCCCUGGUCCCAACACUGUGUAAAUAGCUCAUAAGUGAAUGAAAUUAAUAUAUAUAUAACCCCUCUGCCCCCUGUUUUUGGCAUAUAUCCCCCACUCUAAA
Messenger RNA from Drosophila obscura, 1466 nucleotides. It is a transcript of the gene TBCC, whose product is annotated as tubulin-specific chaperone C. The transcript is spliced from 2 exons. NCBI's taxonomy places the organism in Eukaryota, Metazoa, Arthropoda, Insecta, Diptera, Drosophilidae. The coding region runs from base 150 to 1259 and encodes 369 amino acids. The record is from RefSeq and is a predicted model, not a curated record. Gene Ontology annotation, biological process: post-chaperonin tubulin folding pathway; tubulin complex assembly. Gene Ontology annotation, cellular component: cytoplasm. Gene Ontology annotation, molecular function: tubulin binding.